UUUAAAGUCUCUCUCUUCCCACUUCAAAAACCAGCGUUUUAACAAAAAAUAUUAAUAUGUCAGGAUCCAUGCACACCCUGUCCCUACCCCCAAAGAAAUUGGAAGGUAAAGUAGCCGUAAUAACAGGCGGCGCCAGUGGAAUCGGUGAAGCUACGGCACAUCUUUUCGCCGACCACGGUGCUCGUAUGAUUGUGAUAGCCGAUAUCCAAGAUGAUCUCGGACAACAAGUAGCCAAAUCAAUUGGAACAGAAAAGUGCAUGUACAUGCACUGCGAUGUUGCAAAUGAAGAUCAAGUCAAAGCAUUAGUUGACUCAACGGUCCGGACUUAUGGUCAGCUAGACAUCAUGUUUAGUAACGCCGGGAUUUUAAGCGCCUCUCCUCAGACAGUUCUUGACCUCGAUUUGACAACCUUUGACCGUGUGUUUGCCGUAAACGUCCGUGGCAUGGCUGCAUGCGUGAAACAUGCGGCUCGUGUGAUGAUCGAGAAGGGCGUAAGAGGGAGUAUCGUGUGCACGGCCAGUGUUACAGGUAGCCGGGGAGGUUCACGGCUGACAGACUAUUGCAUGUCGAAGCAUGCGGUGAUUGGAUUGAUAAGAUCAGCCAGCACGCAGCUUGGAGUGCAUGGGAUUAGAGUGAACAGCGUGUCGCCAUCUGCAGUGGCGACUCCAACUUUGUGCAGGUCGUUCGGUGGUAUUGAUGCUGAGCAAGCUGAGAAUAUUUGUGAACGAUUCUCCAGCCUGAAAGGGAUUGUGCCCAAAGUGAAUCAUGUGGCAGAUACUGUACUGUUUCUUGCGUCUGAAGAUUCUGCGUUUGUGAGUGGGCACGACCUGGUGGUGGAUGGUGGCCUUUUAUCGAAAAUGCUCUAG
Molecule: messenger RNA, 866 nt
Organism: Pistacia vera
Lineage: Eukaryota; Viridiplantae; Streptophyta; Magnoliopsida; Sapindales; Anacardiaceae
Product: (-)-isopiperitenol/(-)-carveol dehydrogenase, mitochondrial-like
Exons: 1
Coding region: 57-866 (269 amino acids)
Molecular function (GO): oxidoreductase activity
Source: RefSeq, a predicted model, not a curated record